Dermacentor andersoni is the source of this 387-nucleotide messenger RNA. Lineage: Eukaryota; Metazoa; Arthropoda; Arachnida; Ixodida; Ixodidae. The record is from RefSeq and is a predicted model, not a curated record.
AUGAGUGCCGCGACCAACGCAGCGACUGCCACCAUGGAUGUCCCUGUCACUUGCGCCGGCGUUCUCCGUCAGCGCGACCCGGCCACAUCUUCAGCGGGACAAGUGAACAUGACGCCGAAGGCUGGCUGUCCUCCUAUGAACGACCAGGGGCCUGCCCCAACACUGACUCCAGCCGUGCAACACGCCAUCCGUGCCCAGAUAUCUGACGCACUUCCUCCCGUUCGCCCACUAGCUUCUGUGACGGCACCGGUCUCUUAUGCCGACUACCUGGCCCGGGUCACACCUCCACCUCUCAACUACGCUGCCGCGAUCGCAAGGCCUCCCCCACCGUCCUAUUACGUCCCACCACCAACGCACCGGGUUCCCCUUGCUCCCCUCCCAUGGUAG